CCCCAUCCCGGGCAGCCGCGGCGCUGGGCGCCUUCCAAGACAAAGUCCGUCCUGUGCGCGUCUGAGAGGGGGGAGCCGGCGGUGGGGACAGCUUGAGGAGCUGAGCCCGAGCGGGACCAGAGACGUGGGGGCUGGUCCUGAUCCCCCGAGGGCUGCGGGAAACCGGUUCUGGAUGCCUCCAGAGCCAGUCCUGGAUGCCCGAAGCCGGUUCUGCUGUAAGGAGUUGUGUUUGGGUGUCUCGCGGAUGGAGUUGUGAGAGGGACAGAGGGCAAUCCUGCAUCCUUGGGUCAGGAUCUGGGCUGGGGAGCCGGUCCUGGGUGUCUCCAGGGAUCGGGUUGCGCUGCUGGCCCUGGACUGGUGAGAUACAGGAUGCUCUGGGUAUCUCGGUGAGGCUGCCCCAAGCUUUUGGGGAUUGUGGGGUUGGCAGCCCCAGGACGCUCGUGUUUGGCUUCAGAAAGUGGGUGCUGGCACUGUCUAGCUGUCCCGGGGGUCAUAUCUUGCCUGCUUGGCUGGGGGCAGGGUCUCAGGAGGUGGCACUGACUUGUCCCUGUUUUGAGUGCUCUCCGUGUCCUGCAACUUCCUUUGCAGAGCAUCACCUCAGCCUAGCUUCUCUGCAGUGCUCAAGCUCAGUCUGCCCAAGCUCCUGGGCCAGGCUGGCCCCAGCAAAACAGGAGAGAGCCCACAGCUGCUGCCUCCCGCCUGGGAGAGCUGGAUCCCCAGCGCUUGAUGGGGGGCCCAGGCCAUAAAUGCACCUUUACAUCUCGCCUGUGAGGUCAGACGAGUCCACAAGGAAAACAUGAGCUUGAGCUAGAGGGGCUGCAUAAUGGCUCCAUUCAGCAGGGCCACAGGGCGCUGGUGCCCCCUCCUCAAAUUACAGCCAGAGUUUCCUAAGGAGGCAUUUCACAAGCCAGAGUGGCCGCAGCUCCCAUCAGCGCCGUUCCUUGACAGGGAGCCAUCCCUCCUCAGCUGCCCGUGACCUGCACCACCAAGCUGCCACUACAUCUUGGGGUGGCAGAGGGAACUUGAGUAGUGUCCCCACCCUGUUCCUUGUAUCCUGCCCCAGGUGCUGGGGAUGAGGUGCCUGGAUUCCCCCCAUGCAGAAGGACCCCCUCAUCCCCACUGGAUGAAGGAGGAGGAGGAGGUUCUGCACCAACACCACAGGGCUCAGGCUCGCUCACUGUGCCACCUGUGGCUGCCAUGGGGUAUGAAAGAGACACUGGCUGUUGGGUGGGACAGAUGGGUUGUGUCCAUUGUCCGGCAGGACUGGGGCCUGAAGGCAGCUGAGGAGCUGGGGAUGGUGGGGCAGGGACAGUCCCUAGGAAGCUCAGAUGAUGUUUGCAUCACUUCCUAUCCCUCACCCAUCUGCAAACCCUUCUUCCCUCUCCACUCACUCACUUGGCACCCACCCCCAUCAUUGUGUACAAUGGAUGUGGAGGACCCCCCAUAUGUUACCAUCUAAACCCACCCCAGUGGCCCCAAGGCCCUGGUGCUGCAGGUCCUGGGGCCAGGAACAGUGGGACUGGAGGUGGCUUUGGGAGGACGUCCCAUUGUCCUCCACCCAAGGCUGUUUGAGCUUGUUUUACCCUUGGCUCUGCAAAGCCAAUCCAGACAUCCUGUGGAGAUGCCACCAUGGGUUUCAGAGGCCUCAGGAUUGUGUGAUUUCUUGAGACCUGACUUCCAAGUAGAAAUUCAAGGAAUAAUUUAGGGGAGAAGAAAAAAGCAUAUUUGGGGGUCUUUGGGGUUUUGUGUUCUAAAUUCAAGUUGUCCUUAAAUCUGAAGUUCAUUUGUAACUGGUUUCCCAUUGGUAUGAUCAAAGGUCCCAGUGGUGACAGCCUGGGCACUGCUUUGUCCCUGUCCUGCUCUCUUGCUAACAUUCUCUUUUCCAAUCUUUGGUCUUUUAUUUUCUUUCUCUGCCUGAAGAGCUUCUGUUUAUGUGCAUGAUCCUGUUCCUGACUGCCCUGAGGAUGUCUGUUUGUCUGGCUGCACCCUGAGGCUGGGAUCAGAAUGCUGCAGCUGGCAUCAGCUGGAGAGUGCCAGUGCCUGGAACCCAGUGGUCCCAAGAGCACUGUGUGCCAGCUGGGUGGCACUAGGUGAUGGGUGAAAGAUUAGCACUGGGGUGAUGCUAGGCAGGGUGAUGAAGGAGCAGCAGGGCAGGUAUAGAGAAGCACUGGGAAUGGGGAGGGUGCUAGUGGUUCUCUGAGCACCAGGGGUAUGCUGUGUGUCUGCAGGGCUCCUCUGCAGCUCCAUCCAUGGGGUUGAGUUGGGUGAUCUCACGUGGGACCACAUGCAGCAGCUCCCAGCUGAGCCCCAGAAUCCAGGGAUGUGAGCCUGCUCCUCAUUGUUCAGGGCAGGCUCUGCUGGUCUUAUUGAGGAGCCACCCCCCCUGCCUCAGAGCCCUCUCUAUAGCCAUUGGUAAGGUGAUUUCCUGGGGCAAUGUAGGAUACUAAUGCACAAGAAAAAUAUUCUACAUCUGUGAAAAGCCUGGGAUCAUUAGCUGAGAUCCCAGUGAUGCUCAGCAUGAGCAGGACAUAGCUAGGGGCCUGGGGCAAGGCUGGCAUGGAGGACUCAUCCCUGCAGGUGCCAGCUCUAGCUCUGCCCACAUCCCACUCUUUUUCCUCCACAUCAGCUGAGGUCUCAAGCCCUGGCCACAGCUCAAAGGCAGAUUUUCAUUGUUUUUUUCCCAGCAUUUGUGGUGCUUUGAAGGAAAGGAAGUAUUUGCAUACUGGAUAUCUGCAGUGCCGUGUCCAUGUGGGUUGGGAGUGAGCUUUUAAACACAUGUCCCAGUCAUCCUUUUCCAGUGCUCGGGGAGCACAUGGAGCAAGCCCUUUGUCAAGGAGCUGAAGCCAUGAAACACCUUUAAAUCCCACACCCUGAUGCACACUGAUGACCUGCAGCCAGCACUGACCCUCCAUGGGCUGGCCGUGCUCUGGGACCAGUCCAUGUACCCCAUUGGGAGCACUUGUUUCCCAGACUCACAUCCUGGCUACCUCUCCUUGCCACAGGACCAAGUUUAUUUGCUGUCAAAGCUGCUGGUAAAUGAGGUGGGGGCUGAGCAGGGUGUGGGAGGCCAUCAGCAGGCACAGGGAAGGAGAGAUUAGCUAUCAGGGAACAGAUAAGCCCAAAUCAUGUGAGGUGGUGGGCUGGUCGCAGCUGGGGGUAGUUGUGGUGCCGCUCACCUCCUCCAGCUCACGGCAGAAGUUUUUCCAUCCUGCCACCACGUUCCAGUAACUCCCAGCUCCCCACCAUAAGCUCGGGGGUUUUAUCACAAAGGAUACUUUUUGGCACAUUUCCCAUGAUGCUUGUUUUGGUGGCCAGGCUGGGUUGUUGGAGGCAGGUUUCCCAGGUGGAAGGGUUUCCUCUUGCAAACCUGUGAUGGUUUCAUUCUAAAAGCCACCAAACUGAAUUUCUAAAGGGUGAUGUGGUGAAAGCAGCCCCAGGUGCAACAGUGAGGUUUUGGCCAUGAUAUGGAAGGGCAAGAGCACCAUGGAUCCUUCUCCACCUCUGCCUGAAUAUCCCAGCACAGCUGGCAAAGCUUUUUUGGGGGGCACAGCCUGAAACCUCUUGCAGAGAAGGACCUUGACUCCAGUCCUCGGGGGUCCUUGGCGAGGUGAUUUGGUGGUUGUCCCCUCUUUGCCAUUAACCCUGUGCAUCCCCUGGCAUGCUCGGUGGGAGCAGAGCCCCCAUUGAGCCCUAGGGUCCCUGUGGGGGGUGUUUGUGCUGCUGCCAUCACAGUAUCUUGCGGCUGCUUCUACAGGCCGCAUAGAUGGAGCUAUUUUGGGCUCCAGCUGCAAGGCAUUUUUUCCAGGCCUUGAAUCAUUUUUGUGGUUCUUUUCUGCCUCCAUUCCAACUUUUCACUGUCCUCCACGAAAAGGGGGACACGGUGCUCCUGGCUGGGCCAUGCAGCUGCUGCCCACCGAGGGGCCAGGGCAGGAGCUGCAGCCCCAGGACCCCGGUUUGGCUGAGGGGCUGUGGCAGCUCCCUCCCCGGCCCCAGGAUGAGGCGGUCUGGCAGCCAGACGUGGUCCUGUGACUGCGCUGGGUUUUGAGCGAAUACUUCCUCGCUGUCUCCUCCUCUUCUGCAUUUGUUACAUAUAAAGAGGAAAAGGGGAAAAAAAAAGAGCAAAGGCCAAAUGCAUUCCAGGCUGCGCUGCCAGACCAGCCCGGGUGAAGUUUUCCUUGACUGCAGCAUCUGCCUGGGUUGUUUGUGACCCUCCAGCAUUGCUCCCUCACCUGUGGGACGAGGUGGUGUGGGUCACCCCAAGGAUGAGUGGGUGGCUCCAGGGAUGAGCAGGGGUCCAUAAAUGGGGAUUUCUGUGGGGUCACGGGGAGUGCGCUCCACAAGCCCAAUUGCAGCAUCAUGAGCCCCCAAAGAUUUGCUUGGGGGGGUUCUUUGACAAAGCGUGGGUGAGGUUGUCCCCAUGUGUCCCUUCCCAGCAGAGAGCUGAGCAUCCCUGGCGGAGCCUCUGAGUGGGUCUAAGCCCCCAUCCUGGUCAAGUUGUGCCAAAAAUGUCCUGUCUGAUGAUCCUGUGCCUGGUACUCCCUGGAGGUGGUGGCACUCCAGGACUCUCAAGAGCUCAGGGACACAUUCCAGCUGCCUGAAGUUGGCAUCCCCCUGCUUGUACAUAGGGACAUUCCCUGGGGGCUGGCUAUGUUGCAGCUAUUCCAUCCAGGUGGUUCCAACCUGCCUUUGAGGUUCCAUCCCCAAACCACAAAGCACCAUGCCUGGGUCUCAAGUCAUGUUUUGACAUGGGGCAUUUAGAAUCUUCCUUUUUUUCUCAGCUUUUUGGGUCUUUAGAUUUAUUUUUUUUAUUGUAGAGGUUGCAAACAUGACUUUUGCUUUUUCAUCACUCCUUAUUAAUGGGAAAAACUAGUCCUGUUCUUACUCCUGGCAUCAUCUGAAUGCCUGAUGGGGCACCCAUGGGGUGCCCUAGCAGACCCAUUAACUCACUGUGUGCUGGAGGAGCCAAGAGCUCUCCUUCCCUUUGGAGGUGUAGAAGCCCACAGCAGGACCUGUCACCAUCAUGGCUUCAGUACUCCUGGUGGGCUUUUGGGAAGGACCAGGACUUUCUCAGGGUUGUAACUAUUUGUGAUGCUUUUUUUAUCCCUGCAGCUCCUCGGUUCUUGUGUGCUGCCUGGGAUGGAGGCAACAAGGGAGCGAGUGUUUAAUAGGUAAACACCGGUAUUUUGCUUCAUUGGGCUCUGCCCAUCCUUCACUGAGCCCUCCUGGCCUCACCACCACUGUCAGGGGCCACCUUGAUGUGUCGUGUGGCUGGGAUUCCCCAUCCUGGGGACCUGCAGCUGGAGUCCAGCCUCCCUGCAGUGCACCAAGCCAGCACCAUGUGGAUGGAAUGGGUACUGAGCCGCAGUGUCAGGGGUCACAGAGCUGUGGGGGGUUUCUUUCCUUACCAGCUAGCUCUGGGUCUAAGGACUUGGAGAUGCUGCUCAGGGUCCUAAGGGACAGUGAAUUGUCCCCCAGGGUGAAGGUGCAGCUGCAGGAAUGGGACUGAGAUUCCCUGCAGAUGCUGCAGCAGCAUGGGGACCUGAGCCAGAGCCACCAGUGAAGCCGAAGCUGCCCAGACCAGGCACGUAGCCUAUGAUGGCCUCACUCACAGAGGCUGCUGGGACUGUGACCAGUGAGCUUGGACUGGGGCCGUAUAAGGUGUCACAGCUCUUUACUGGGAGCCACAGUGAGCCCAGCAUGGGUGCUUACUGUGCUCAUGGAUGGUGAAACCCUGGGAGCAUCAUUCCCUGCAUUGGCAAUGAAGACAGCUGCUUUGGGGUUACCCCAGAGUCUCAGCUGGCCACAGGGCUCACCAUGCCCCAGGAGAGCUGGAGGUGCAGCAGACCAAAGCCCACAUAACCAACUAACCCACUGUGCAUGAGCCCUGUAACCACUCGCUGCAUGUGUUGGGAAUGGGAUGUGGCCUGUUUAGAAGGGAGAAGGACAGGAUCUUCCAGGACACUGAGGGGUGGGAUGGUCCCACAGCAAGUUAUUCCCAUCUCUUGCCCUCCCAACCUGCUCUAACCUUUAGACUCACUGCUCCUAACAUGUGUAAUCUGUCUGUUUUAGGGGUUUCUAUAAUAUCCAUCAUCAUAGGUCUAACAACUCCCAGCCAUAUGCGAGGGGAACUUCACCUGCAAGGAGAACGAGGUAUGCGUCAGGCCCGGCGAGUGCCGUUGCCGCCACGGCUACUUUGGUGCCACCUGCGACACCAAGUGUCCCCGGCAGUUCUGGGGUCCCGACUGCAAGGAAAUGUGCACGUGCCAUCCCAAUGGGCAGUGUGAGGAUGUGACGGGCCAGUGCACCUGCAACCUCAACCGCUGGGGCCCCAAGUGUGAGAAUAUCUGCCUCUGCAAGCAUGGCAAGUGUGACCAGAAGACAGGCAAAUGCACCUGUGAGCCCAACUGGUGGGGACCACAGUGCUCCAGCUCCUGCUAUUGCAGCCACAACUCCCAGUGUGACCAGCAGACAGGCAACUGCCUGUGCCAGCCUGGCUGGUGGGGCCGUGGCUGCAACAACCAGUGCUCCUGCAAUAACUCACCCUGCGAGCAGUUCACGGGGCGCUGCCAGUGCCGGGAGAGGACCUUCGGGCCUCGCUGCGACCGCUACUGCCAGUGCUACAAGGGCAAGUGCAACCAGGUGGAUGGGACCUGCACCUGCGAGCCGGGCUACCGGGGCAAGUACUGCCGCGAGCCGUGCCCAGCUGGCUUCUACGGCCAAGGCUGCAGGAGGCGGUGUGGGCAGUGCAAGAGCCUGCAGCCGUGCACCGUGGCCGAUGGGCGCUGCCUGACAUGUGAGGCAGGCUGGAACGGCACCAAGUGUGACCAGCCCUGCUCACCCGGCUUCUAUGGAGAGGGCUGUGAAAAGCUCUGUCCCCCCUGCAAGGAUGGCCACACCUGUAAUCACAUCAAUGGCAAGUGCUCCCACUGCAACCCGGGCUGGAUUGGAGACCGGUGUGAAACCAAGUGCCGGAACGGGACAUACGGGGAGAACUGCGCCUUCGUCUGCAGUGACUGCGUCAAUGGCCAGUGCCACUUUGAGACUGGGCAGUGCCUCUGCCACCCCGGCUCCCAUGGCACAUACUGUAACCUGACUUGCCCUCCCGGACGCUACGGAGCCAACUGUGCCAACGUCUGCAGCUGCCACGACGGUGCCUGUGACCCCCUGACAGGCGCCUGCCACAUGGAGGCCAACCAGAGGAUGGGGGUGAUUGGGGCAGGGGCCCUCCUGGCGCUGCUGCUCAUCCUCCUGCUCUCCCUGCUCUGCUGCUGCUGCGUCUGCCGCAAGAAGGAUGAAGCCAGCAGCUCCAGCCAGGACCCAGCAGCAGCCAAGAAACCUCCAAGACGUUUGUGUGGGCGGUUCAGUCGGAUUGGGAUGAAGCUCCCACGCAUCCCCCUGCGCCGCCAGAAGCUGCCCAAGGUCAUGGUGGCCCACCAUGACCUGGAAAACACCUUGAACUGCAGCUUCAUCGAGCCACCCUCUGUGGUGGAGCAACCUUCCCCAUCCUGGUCAUCCCACGGCUCCUUCUCCUCCUUUGAAACCACGGACGAGGGGCCCGUGUACUGCGUCCCCCAUGAAGAGAGUAUGGGUGAGAGCAGGGAUAGAGGGACACCUGCCAGCCCCGGAGACAAGCUGGUGGCCUCGAUCAGCGGGGAGGAAGCGGGCGAAUACACGUUCCUGAAGGAGACAGGCUCUGUCAGAGCCUUCCCGACCGACAGCAGUGAGACGCCCCUGCUCAAGUCCUCGGACAGCGAACGCUCCUCCUGCGGCUCGGGGUCGGCCGGCGCCGCGCUCUACGCCAGGGUCGCCCGCCUUUCCAAGCAGUCCAAGGAGGAGGAGGAUGCCACCGCGGAGCCCCGCAGCCCCGGGAAGCCACCAUCCCCGGAAAGGACCAAGCCCCGUCCUCCAGAUCCGGCCACGAAGCCCAAAGUCUCCUGGAUCCACGGCAGGUACAGCUCUGGCCAGUCCAACUCGCUGCCGGUACCCAGCCAGUCCCCAGAGCAAGCGGCCGCCCGGUCCGGCAGCCCCGAGCAAGGCCAGGGCUUGGCCAAGAGGAAGAGGAGUCCGAGCGAGACGUCCGCCGGUGUGCAGGGCAGAGCGGAGGAGAAGGGCGGCGCCCGGGGGAAGGAGAAAGCGCAGAAGCAACCGAAGGAGCCCGGCGUCCCCGAGGGCAAAUCCAGCCUCUGCGGGGAGCCCCAGUCACCCUCCAAACCCAAGCAGAGGAGCAAAGCCGGCUCGGAGCCGAUGGAGACCAUCAACGGAGCGGUGCAGAACGCCUUCCGAAAGAUGAGUGCCUUCCAGCCGGAGCGGCGGGCCGCGGACACCAGGGAUGCUCCGCGUAGCCCCGGUACCAGCAAAUCCCGCUCCGAGCCGCUGCAUCCCCAGCUGGCCUCCGAGCUGGCCGCCCAGCUGAAGGAAAAGACUCAGAGCCUCAACAAGGGGGACGGAGGCAUCCGGGCGAACGGGGUCGGUGCCCAGCGGGAGAAGCCCACCCCUCCACAGAAAGCCAAGCGCUCGGCGGCCGCCGGCGGCCAGAAGACCAGCAAACCCUUGCUGCCCACCUCUCCCCAUCUGCAAAAACUGAUCCCUGCGGCGGCCGAGACGGCAGCCGGGGAGCCCAAGUGGGUGGAGAAACCAAGUGCCGGCAGCGGCCAGGAGCAGACUCUCCCCACGGAGCAGGCAGCCAAGAAAACCCCCAUUAAGAAGCCGCCCAGGAAGAAGAGCCGGGAAGCGAGCCUGGAGCCGCCCAGGGCAGCUGCUGCGCCUGCUCAGGCAGUGCAGUGACCGGGAGCCGGGAGCCGGGAGCCGGGCACCGGCCCCGCAGCGGCCGCACACCGGGAACAAGGACAUUGGCCAGCACAACCAGCGAACGUGGGAGCCUGGACUGGGCUGGGGCACUGGAAGAGCCUUGAUCCUCCUUUUAUCCCCCUCCACCUCACUCAUCCCCCUUUUUGCCUUAGUUCCCUCUGACCUAGGACCCAGUCCCUUCAUCUGUGCCCUGCUCCUGCUCUCUGCCCGGGCCUCAGCUCGCCCUCCCUCCCCGCGCAGGACGGGACCGCAAGGAGCCGGCCCCGCCGCCACCCCGGGGGACUUCGUGUGUGGCGUAUCUCCCCCGCCCCUACUUUUUUUGUAGCAGUAUUAUCGACAGCAUAAGCAGCGCUUGUUGUACUAGACGUGGCCACGGUAUAUUCUGCAGUAACCGAAGCGCUCGCUUCCCGCGCUCCACUCCGCUCUGUCGGGGUCGCGGAGCACGGGAGAGGGAGGAAGCUGCUGCUCAGUGCCCAGCGCAGUGCCAGAGGUGUGCCCCACAUCCAUCGCUGGCAGCAGCUCCCCGGCCCGGCGCCCUCCAGGCACAGCUCUCCACUGCCGGUGCAUGCCGGAGUGGGGUCGAGCUGGUUUCGACCGAUGCCACCUUCCCACCCUCCGCCCCGGCGCUGCUCCUGGCCAGGAGGAAGCACUAUUUAUGGAUGGAGCUGGACGCCCUUCGGGCUCCUGUAUCCCAUCCCGUGGAGUUGGAGGGAUUAGUUUGAUAUGAGAGAGCCUGGCACCUCUGCAGAGCGCUUUCCUAAUAAAAAUGUAUUUCUUCCCUA
This is a messenger RNA of Cyanistes caeruleus (blue tit), 9590 nucleotides long. The record is from RefSeq and is a predicted model, not a curated record. NCBI's taxonomy places the organism in Eukaryota, Metazoa, Chordata, Aves, Passeriformes, Paridae.